Adineta steineri is the source of this 1509-nucleotide messenger RNA. Lineage: Eukaryota; Metazoa; Rotifera; Eurotatoria; Adinetida; Adinetidae. The record is from the annotation of a GenBank genome assembly.
AUGAUUAAUAAUUUAACAGCAACAGUUAGUAAUGAUUCGGAAACAUUGAAUAAUAUUUGUCAACGUUGUUCAUCAUCUAUAAAACAAGUAGAAGAUGAUGAUGUAUGUCCAAUUUGUUUUGAACAAUGGACUAUUUCUGGUCAACAUCGAGUUGUUUCUACUUAUUGUGGACAUUUAUUUGGAAAAAUAUGUAUUGAAAAAUGGCUUCGUACAACACCGAAUUGUCCUCAAUGUCAAUCAAGAGCAAAACGACGAGAUUUACGUCGAAUUUAUUGUCGAACAAUUCAAGCUGUAGAUACAAGUGAAAGAGAUAAUGCUAUAAGAGAACGAGAUUUCGAAAGAAAAACAAGACGAAAACUUGAAUAUGAAAAAGCUGAACAACAAUUAGCUUAUGAUACACUCAGAGAACAAUUUAAACAUUUACAAAUAGAAAAUGAUCGUCUAUUAAAAUUAACCCAACGUAUGAAUAAUAUCGAAACAACGACAAAUGAAUCUUUACGACUAUUACCAAACGGACCUGCUCCCAUACCUUCGAUCAAUAUUCAAUUAGAAACAGUUAUUAAAAUACCAGAAGGACUAUGCCGUGUUCUUGCCUAUGUUCCAUCACAUCAAUGGUUAUUUAUUAGUCAACCAAAAAAUAAUGCUUUACAUCGUGAUUACGGAAUUAAAAAAAUCAAUCUAGUUAAUAAUAUUCAUACAUCAGAAUACAUAUCAUUACAUCAUACAAAACCUAUUCGUGAUAUUCAAUUACAUGGUGAUUUCAUACUUUCUUGUAGUUGGGAUAAAACACUUCGUAUAUACAAUUAUAUAGAAAAUACUUCUAAUCUUGUAUGUGAAUGUACAGCACAAGUAUGGAGUUGUGCAUGGAAUCUUGAUGAUCCAAAUAUAAUUUAUGCUGGAUUGAAUAAUGGUCAAAUUCAAGUAUUUGAUAGACGACAAGUUUAUCAAAAUGAAACAUUAAGUUUAUCAAGUACAUCACCAAUUCUUUGUCUUGAAUAUAUAACAAAAAAUUCGAAUUUUAAUUCAAGUGGUUUACUUGUUGGAAGUAAUGAUAAAAGUGGAUUUUAUCAAUAUAUAUCAAAUAGUGAACAUCAUUUUUAUGAAUUACCACUUAAUAAAAAUCUAUUUGGUCUUCAUUAUAAUUCAACAACAAAUCAUUUACUAGCUUCAUUUCGUCCACAAUCAAAUCCAACACGUUAUGAAUUAUAUAAAUUAAUAAUAAAAUCUGAUCCAUCAUUUAAUAUUUCUUUGCAAUUAAUUCAAACAUUUAUAGGAUCAAGUAUAAAUUUGAUUUUAUCACGAUCAAAAAUUCUUGAUAAAAAUUUUCAAAUUUAUAUUAUUACUUCAGAUAAUGGAUCACAUGGUAUCGAAUUAUGGAAUAUUCGUCAAUCAAUAGAUAAACCUUCGUUUAAACUAUCUACUCAAUGUGAUAUUAUUGAUAUAUGUUUAACACAAGAAUAUUUAUGUUUAUUAGCUGAUAAUCAAAUUCGAUUGUAUAAAUGGACAUAA